This is a messenger RNA of Apis cerana (Asiatic honeybee), 3244 nucleotides long. Its product is annotated as NECAP-like protein CG9132. Gene Ontology annotation, biological process: endocytosis. Lineage: Eukaryota; Metazoa; Arthropoda; Insecta; Hymenoptera; Apidae. Gene Ontology annotation, cellular component: membrane; clathrin vesicle coat. The record is from RefSeq and is a predicted model, not a curated record.
ACGGUCUUUGUGUGGGGAUGGGAGGCGUGACUAAAGAUAAAGUUAUCAAAUCACGUCAGAGAUCCGUCACAAAAUAUAAACGAAUUUUGAAAUAGUACUUGCACUUCGUUAAAUUCAACUCUUGAACGUAAGCACUUUCUCUGUGAUUUAUCAAAAAUACAAUGGAUACAUAUGAAAGUGUAUUACUCGUGAAAUCUGAAGUAUUUGUAUUUAAAAUACCACCAAGGUCAACGAAUAGGGGUUAUCGUGCAGCUGAUUGGAAUCUUCAAGAACCUACAUGGACUGGACGUAUGCGUUUAGUUUCUCAAGGAGAUUCAAUUACUAUAAAAUUAGAAGAUAAAGUUACUGGAGAAUUAUUUGCAAAAUGUCCAAUUGAACAAUAUCCAGGAAUUGCAGUUGAACCAGUUACAGAUUCUUCUCGUUAUUUUGUUUUAAGAAUUCAAGAUGAUAAUGGAAGAUCGGCUUUUAUUGGUGUUGGAUUUCUAGAUAGAUCUGAUAGUUUUGAUUUAAAUGUUGCUCUUCAAGAUCAUUUCAAAUGGCUCAGAAAUCAAGAACAAAUAGAAAAAGAAAAGGAUAAACCAAAACAAGAAUUAGAUCUUAGAUUUAAAGAAGGAGAAACAAUAAAAAUAAACAUGAAAAUUACUAAAAAAGAUGGUACAGAAGUUUCUACUAAAACAAAACAACGUGCCAAUACAAAUUUGGGUUUACCACCUCCACCAGGUGGUGUAAAAAUUGCUCCACCACCUGCAAAAACUCCAACCUCAUCUCCUGCACACAAACCUAUUCAAAAUCAAACUCAAACAAGUUCUGAAUGGGGAGAAUUUGCUAGUGCAUCACAACAAUCUCAAACUCAACAGCCAACAGUAGGAAAUGCCAGUUGGGUUCAAUUUUAAUUUACAGGUGUAUUAAAAUUUAAUAUAGCAAUAUUGUAGUAUCAUAGAUAUAUAUAUAUAUAUAUAUAUAUAUAUAUAUGUAUAUAUAUAUAUAUAUAUAUAUAAUAAAAAAAUAUAUAUAUACUUUUAAUUUAUAUAUUCACUAUUUACAUAUGUAUAUUAACAUAAGUGCAUGUUGCAUAUAAAUACCUUUUAAGGGUAAUUAUUAACAAAGAUGUUUCUAUGUAUAUAGUCAAUGAAUACAUAUAUUUUACUAUAUUAUGAUAUAGUUUUUUUUUUAAUUUUGAUUCAGUUAUAAAAUAAUUUAUAUCUAAAAAAAUUUCAUUUGAAUAACUAUAUAAUAAAUUUUAUUUAAAAAUUAAGUAAAAUACAUACUUCAUAUUCACAUUGUUAUAAUUUUUGAAGCAUUAAGAUAGAUUAAAAAAAUAUAAUUAAUAUUUAAUUUUCGUUAUUAUAUUUCUUAUUACUAUAUUAUAAAUAUUAAAUAAUGUACAUAUUAUAUUUUUUAUUUAAAUAAAAUAUAUAAAAUAUAUGAAAUAAUUCAUAUUUUUUAUAUAAAUAAUUAACGAAUAAGUUUGUCUUAUACAAAUUAAAAUAAAAAAAAUUGAACAAUAAAAAGUAUAUAUACUAAAUAAAAAUUAAUAUAAGUUUAAAUUAUCAAAUAAAAUAUUAUUAAUAAUAUAAUUAUUGAAUAUAAAUAUACUAAAAAUAUUUUCAAUAUUUUCUAUUGCAUGGAUACAUUCUUUGUGAAAACCCUUAAAGGAAUAUGAAUUAAAUUGUGGUACAAUCUUAAUUAGUAUUAGUUUUUGGUAUUUGUACAUAAAGCAGAAAUUAUGCAAAUGUACGGCCUAAUUUUAUGGAUGUGUUAGAUUUUUAGAUAUUUUGAUUUUGCAUUGAUAAAUAAAAAAUAAUUUUUAUUAUUAUAUUAUUAUUUAAUUGUAUUAUGAAAUAUAUAAUCUUUUUAUGUAUUCUUUUAACUUUAACUUUAAAAAUAAUAUAUUAAAGAUUUACUUUAUAUUAAUAUUAAUAUAAUUUUUCUCGAAUAACUGCAUUAAAUAGAUAAAAAAUUAUAUACUAAAAUGGAUUAAAUUUUCUUUUUAUGCACUCAAAAUAUUUCGAUCAAUUUUUAUAUCUUAUAUUUGAUAAGUAAAAUCUGAAAAUUUUAACUUUAGAAAACUGAUUUUAAAAUUAUACAUAUACAAAAUAUAGCUUAUAUAUUUGAUAUAAAAUAUAAAAAACAUAAAAAACUUAAGUAUGUAUAUGUUGAAUAUUUAUAACUAUAAAUAGUUAUAUCAAUGAAAAUAGAUAUAAUAAUGAUGAUAAAAAUUGAUCCAAUAUUUAAAGUGUAGGAAAAUCAUUUUUAAAAUUAUUUUAAAAUAAAAAUUAUUGUUUUUUAUUCAAAAAUAUGUAAAGACAAAAAAACGAAUGCAAAAUUAAUCUAUAUAUGAAUUAAUGAAAAUAAAAUUUAUUACAUAUCUUUAUUUGUAGAAGUAAAAAAAAUUUCAUGUAUAUAUUAAAAAAUUAUUAUUUAAACAUAAUAUAAAUUUUAAAUUAAGUGCAAAAUGAUUGUAAAUUAUUUACAAACAAAAAUUUGUUAGAUGAAUAGAUAUUUGAAAUAAUAAUUUACAUAUUUUAAUAUCAUUGUAUAUUAUAAAUGAUGUUAAGUUAUACUGUUAAUAUUAUCUAUGUUAAUAUUUAACAAAAAUAUCUCGUAAUUCCGUAAAUUACAUUCCAUUCGUAGUUACGAAAGUAAUAAUAAAAUAUGUAUACACAUAUAUGUAUAUCCACAUAUUUAACAUUAUUUUUCUUUUCAUAAGUAAAUGAAAAAUAGUAUUGCUUUUUAUUGUAUAUUUUCAUUUAUAAUUAUAAUAAAUUGCAUAAUUAUUAAUAUACUAAAUAAUUAUUAAAAAUCGUAUUACAAAUAAUACUUUGCAAUUACAUACAUAAUAGCUGAAAAUUUUAUUCUAUAGUAGAACCUUGAUUAUUGCACGAAAUGAAAUUAAAAAUAUAUAUAAAUAUCAAGAUUUGUGCAACAAAUAUUUCAAACAAUCAGUCUAAGAUUUAUAUGCUUUUAUAAAUCAUCAUUAUCCACAGAACAUGAAACUAUGCUCAUCACAAUAAUGAAUAAUAUUUACAUGCAUUGAUCAAAGUUCUAUUAUAUCAUAAGAUUAUUUAUAUUUUUAAUAAAUAAUCAACAACGUUUAUUACGAGCAACAUUAAGUCGUAAACUGCGCAUAGCCAUAGCGCGACUAAAAUGACGUUGAACUGGACGUUGAAGUUGUCCAUUAACUAAACUAGAAUCUUCAUCACACUCUACACUGCUUAAAACUACUAAAAGUACUCCAAGUACC